ACAUAAGCAAGAAGUGGUAAGCUCGAAUAACGAGCAAUACCUAAGUGUUAAGUUGUUGGAAUUAGAAAUAAAGAAUAGUGUGUAGCCAUUAAGUUGGGACUUUUAUUUAACAAUCCAGUGAUCGAACUCAAGAGUGAGUUACAGGUAGACGAUUUAUCGAGAAAUCCGUUACAAUAGUAAAAGUUCUAUUAAUAUCGUGGUCGUCGAUUAGGAUUGUGUAUGAUUCGAUUGUCGUUAUAAUGGCGCUGUGCACACGUUCAAUAUUAAUUGUGAUCUUUAGGUCGUGAUCGAUAUUGUUGAAUGACUGAUCGCGAUUGAAAGCUACACGUUCAAGAUUUUACACGUCAGGAUACAUAUUCGAAAUAAAUCGAGUUCUUGAAACAUGUAUGUUUAAGACUAAUUAUGCUUUAGUAAAGUGUUUAAUUUUUUGUCCGUUUUUUUUUUAUGAACUGCCAAAAGAAAACUGCAGUUAACAGUUUUUACGCCAUUGAUGAAAAUAAUGUUAAGAAAUCAUUGGAGCAAGAAAAUACUAGGUACCAUUGUGAAGACUUUAGCGGAUCUUCGAAAAAGCUUUAUUUGAUAUAAAUUUUAAUAAAUAAUAAUUUUUUUUAGAAAUCUUACUUAUUUAUAAUAUGGUUUCAGUACUUUGUUCUGGCAGCACGCGAAUUUACAUACAAAAUGUAUUAAAUAUUUUGUGUUAUGAAACGCAAUCCAUCAAUAUUGCUUGCUACACGUUCAGUAUAUUUUACUGCUAUUUCAGGUCGAGAUAUUUAUUGAACGUGUAGCAGUCCCCAAUGAUUAUUUUCAAGGUAAACAGUAAGUUAACAAUACUUAAUUGGCACAUUAGAAAUAAAUUCACUGUGUUCUUCAGUGUUACUUCAGUAAAUCGAGGGAAAAUUAAAUUAUACAUUUGUUAAAGUUAAUAAUAAAUAUGUCAAAACAAGAAAAAGUAAGAACAGGAACAACGGAUGGAUGGUUUGAGGGAUGGUUCAGCCGUCAAAAAAUAAAAAACACCAACCAUAAUGCAACUGUGCCCAUAAAAUCAAAUAUUUUUGAUAAUAAUGAAAGUAUUGACCUUCAGGCGCUGGAAAAUGAUAUUCGAACGAUGAAUGACAGUGAAAUAGACUUGAAGUUUUUGGAAAUUCUGGAAGAUAUGAAUAUUCCUAAGGAUAAACGUGAACCACUUCUAAAGAAAACUCAUGCUGAAAAGCGCAAGAUGGUAUUUAUGCAUCUAAAGGGUAAAAAUUCUAACGAACACCGUUCUAGCUCUCGGUUUGAAAAACCAUUUGAUUACAUUGAAUAUCUGCGUAAUAAAGAACACAACGAAAACAAAAUAUAUCAGUGUCUUGAAAGCUUGCGGGUAGCUCUCACAAGCAAUCCUAUUUCAUGGAUUAAAGAGUUUGGAGAAGAUGGCAUAAAUGAAAUAAUUUUGUUAUUGAGACGUUGUUUAAAAGAACGUGGAUUUGACCGAAUUGAAUUGGAGUGCAUUCGUUGCCUGAAAGCUGUAAUGAAUAAUACAUGGGGUUUGAAUUUAGUAUUAACACCUGAGCUUCACACAGUAGUAUUAUUAUUAGCACAUUAUUUGAAUCCCCUUAAACCACAAACAAUGUGUGAAGCUGUAAAAUUACUGGCAUCAUUUUGUCUUGUUCCUGAACGUAACGGAUAUGAUAAGGUUCUUCGAGCAAUAACUACUGCCGCGUCCAACAAAUAUAAAACAAGUGAACGGUUCAGACCUAUAGUUGAUGCAUUAUUUAUGGAAGGAAAAUGUGACCCAAAAAGAGAUUUAGCUUGCCAUAGUCUUAUUUUCAUUAAUACGUUAACGAACACGCCCAGUGAUUUAAACUUUCGUUUACAUUUACGAUGUGAAAUAAUGAGAAUGGGACUUUAUGAUAGAUUUGAUUUGUUUAAGGGCAUUGUUUCUAAAAGUAAUAAUGAUGCUUUGAAGCAACAUUUUAAAAUUUUUAAUGAAAUAAGAGAAGAUGAUUUUGAAGAAUUCACCCAAAGGUUUGAAAAUGUAAGUUUUAACAUGGACGAUAUGGCAGACUGUUUUGAAGUACUUAAAAAUCUUGUAACAGAUACCAGUUCGGAACCAUACUUUUUAUCAAUACUUCAACAUUUACUUUACAUAAGGGAUGAUUUCUAUUUUCGACCAGCAUAUUAUCAAUUGAUUGAAGAAUGUAUACAACAAAUAGUAUUACAUAAAGGCUAUUGCGACCCAAAUUUUGAUAACCGUACUUUUAAUAUUGAUACAUCAUUAAUAUUAGAUGAUAUCGUUGAAAAAGUAAAGGCUAAAGAAAUACGACGAUUCGAGGAAUUUGAAAAAAAAAUAGAAGACUUGGAAAUAGCGAAACAAGAAGCUGAAGCUAAAGUGGCACAUUUAGAAGAACAGAUAAAAUUUAGAACGACUAAAAAGACUACAAAAUCCAAUGACACUGUAGUACAGCUAAAAACUUUACAAACUGAUUGUAAUAAACCGAGAACUUCGACAAUAAUACCCACACCACCGCCACCACCACCUCUUCCACCAUCGUUCACAAAAGGUCCACCACCUCCUCCAAUGCCGAAUUGCCCAGCUCCACCACCUCCUCCAAAUAUUGGGCCUCCACCUCCACCACCACCAAAUUUCGGAUUAUUAUCUGUACCCGGAGCUAAACAGGGCCAACAUCCCUCUUUUCUGGUUUAUGAACUUCCAAAUGGCUUAAAACCGAAGAAGAAAUGGGAAGUAGAAAACCCAAUGAAACGCAUAAAUUGGAAAGUUGUAUCUCCUCAAAUAAUGUCGGAUAAAUCUUUUUGGUUUACUUGCGAAGAAGAUCGUUUAGCAUCGAAGCAAUUUCUUUCUGUACUCUCUGAAAGAUUUUCAUCAAAACCAGUAAAAAGGUAUCAAAAUGAUGCGGUUGAUAAAGCAAACACCCUAGUAAAGAAGAAUAUAAGCUUACGGGUACUUGAUUCUAAAUCAGCCCAAAACUUAGCCAUAUUGCUUGGUGGGCCAUUAAAACACUUAUCAAACGAGCAAAUUAAAAUUUGUCUUUUGCGCUGUGAUACCGAUAUAUUGUCUUCAAACAUACUACAGAAUUUAAUUCAGUAUUUGCCGUCAUCAGAUCAAUUGAAACAACUUCAAGACAUAAAAGAAAAAGGAGAACCGCUGUCACCAGUAGAACAAUUUGCUGCCACUAUUAGCGAAAUAAAAAGAUUACUGCCGCGUCUUCACCACCUUAAUUUUAAAUUAACGUACUCUGAUGUCAUUCAAGAUAUUAAGCCUGAUAUUGUAGCUGGAACAGCAGCAUGUGAAGAAGUUCGCAACAGUAAAAAAUUUGCAAAAGUUUUAGAACUAAUUUUAUUAAUGGGAAACUAUUUGAACUCAGGAUCAAAAAGUGAAGCAGCCUAUGGAUUUGAUAUGUCUUAUCUCGCAAAACUUUGUAAUACUAAAGAUAUUGAUAACCGACAUACUCUUUUACAUUAUUUAGUAAAAGUAAUAGAAAAUGAGUUUACCGAUAUAAUGGAUUUCUAUAACGAUUUAGCACAUAUUGAUAAAGCUUCUCGAGUAAAUUUAGACUCGAUUCAGAGAUCUAUGCGUCAAAUGAUUUCGGCUCUAAAGUCGCUAGAGACAGAUUUAAAAAAUAAUAAAGUACCUCAAUGCGAUGAUGAUAAGUUUAAUGAAAUAAUGGGUGAAUUCUCAUAUGACUGCCGCCUGCAUGUUGAUUUACUGGGAAAAAUGCAAGUUCAAAUGGAAAAGUUGUACAAGGAUUUGGGAGAAUACUUUUCAUUUGACCAUAAUAAAUAUUCAAUGGAAGAGUUUUUUACCGAUAUCAAAGCAUUUAAGGAUGCCUUUAUACAAGCACAACAAGAGAAUGUUCACCAAAGAGAAGAAGAAAAUAAAAAACGGAGACUACAAGAUGCUCGAGAACGGCUGCUUCGUGAGCAAUUAGAACGGCAACAACUUAAAUUAGCACUUGUUGACAUGGAUUCUACGCAAACCCAGGAGGGAGUAAUGGACAGUUUAUUAGAAGCCUUGCAAACCGGAACUGCUUUCGGAAAUCGAAACCAAAGACAAAGGCGACCGCGACCUUCAGGCGCUGAACGACGAGCCCAACUUAGUAGAAGCCGAUCAAGAACACGCGUUGGUACAAGUGCUUUUGUGGCUUGUGAAAGCUUUGCAAACGAUAACUUUUUACAUAAAAAACAUCAGAUUUAGUAAGACUUUUCUUCUUUAUACGAAAUUUAGUAUUGUUUAAUUAAUAAACUUAUGUUGGCAAACUAACUUGUUAUUAUAUAAGAAAAUAAUUUAGAUCCUAUUUAUGCCUACCAUUAUUUUCACAAUAUUAACUGUUAAAAAAGCCUUAAAUACCUGAAAUUUUUGCGGCAGUGGCAACGGUUUGAUAAUGCAUCUUAAUGAAAAAAUUGAAUUUACAGUAAUGGAACAAUAGACAAUAAAUUGGUAAUAAUAUGCCACUUUUAGGUCUUGUGGUCAAAUGCGCUUAACUAUUAUAACAUCUCCAAAAUUGUGCUUAUUUCCAUACCAAUUCAAUACUUAUAAUAUGAUUUAAUCUUAAUAAAUUCAAAAGAAUAAUUUCUUCUCCAAAAAAAAGUAAUGAAA
Bactrocera oleae (olive fruit fly) is the source of this 4594-nucleotide messenger RNA. It is a transcript of the gene dia, whose product is annotated as diaphanous related formin 1. Gene Ontology annotation, molecular function: actin binding; small GTPase binding. The record is from RefSeq and is a predicted model, not a curated record. Gene Ontology annotation, cellular component: actin filament. NCBI's taxonomy places the organism in Eukaryota, Metazoa, Arthropoda, Insecta, Diptera, Tephritidae. Gene Ontology annotation, biological process: actin filament polymerization; actin cytoskeleton organization.